This is a messenger RNA of Linnemannia hyalina, 1251 nucleotides long. NCBI's taxonomy places the organism in Eukaryota, Fungi, Mortierellomycota, Mortierellomycetes, Mortierellales, Mortierellaceae. The record is from the annotation of a GenBank genome assembly.
AUGAGGACAAACAUCGCCAAAUCAGCAGUCAGCCUCAGACAAGACUACCUCCAACAGUACUUGAAGCAGUUCCUGCGCCGCGUUCACCCGGAUCUGUUUCAACACCAUCCCAAGGAACAACUCCAGAACGGCGCCUCCCUCCAAGAGCUCUUACCGAUUGUUAGUCACGACAAGAACAAAAGCUCCUCUCUUCCACCAAACCAUACCUCCUCGCCCAUUGAGACUACCAAGAAACUCGCCUUUUAUUACAGAACCAAGGAUGCAGGACAUAAGAACAACAGCAGCUCUGUGGGAUCAACUGGAAGGUCGGAAGGAUUGACGUUAGUGGAGCACACGUUGCCUCUGGCAAUUGACCCGCGGAUACCUACUUCGUCCACGACCGACUCUGGCUCCAGCUCAAAGCAGGAUCUACUCGAACGCGAGGUCAAGUCAUGGGAGAUGGUACAGUCGUUUAUGGAUUUAUGUCGAAAAGUGGGUGUACCUGUCAAGGCGCCCGACCAAAUUGAUAUUUCCAGCCAUCUUGAAGAGUCGAUCGCAAAUGCCAAGACUGUAAAGCGUGCCAACCAGCAAAGGCGCGCAGCUCCCCAAAAGCCAGUGUCAGAGGUCUUUCAAGAGGAACUUCAGAGUUCGUUUUCUGGAUCUUCAGGACAAGUCGGAUCUGCGCCCUUGUCAUCGUCUUCAUUGACAAUCGGAUCAGAUAUCCAUGUCAAGUCAGGAUCUUCACUCGACACUAUCAGCGAUUCGCAUCUGGGCAAAAUUGGCGGGACUGCACCCGCUUUGGAUGCUCAAUUGAUGAUCCAGUCGAACCCUCUGUUGUUCAAGAGUCCGGCGCUGUCGUCGGCAAAGUUGAGCAAGACCAUCCGGACAUGGAUUCAUUGGCAUGACGAGGAUCAAUAUUUGCACCAGGGCAUCAACAACUCUUCCUCUGCGUUUGAGGCAAGUGUACAAAAGCCUUUUCGACUGGGUGACUGGUGGAGAAAAGUGCCGAUUAUGGUUCUGAGUUCUAAGGAAGAACGUACAGAGAUGCUGAAAGCGGCGACGGCGGAUCCUGCUGGCAAGGACGCGAACGGCCAGUCUGGCAAGGGCAUGCUCAUUGUGGAUCAGGACAUGUCCAAACAAGAAAUCGCGGACUAUUUGGACAAGAACUUGUACAGGAUACAACAAGAGUACAAGGAGUUGGUGCAGGAGACGUCGCCUGCAGCAGAAAAGGCGAGUGUCUCGGCGGAGGCAGCGUCGAAAGACUCUCGUUAG